ACCCUCAAACUAAAUUCUAGUUAAUUGCAAAGUCAGCCUUGAAGAGAACAAAUCAAACGCAAAAGAAAAUAUAAAACGAAAAAGAAAAAUUAAAAUGUUUUCAACUCAUACACAAUCCACUCAUUGGGAUACCCAAGUCGAUUCUCAGCAACUGGAACCAAAUGCAAAGUUCGUCAAUAUGUCGAAUCGUCCAACCAGCUCAAUGCCGACAAAUGAAUCGGAAUUGGUUAAUGAUUGUAGACGUGCACUGACUGAUGGCAAAUUGAAGAACCCAAUGGAUCGCAUUCGCUUGUUGUGUUUGUCUCGCGGUGCAUCCGGAAUUUACAAUUUGGGAAGAUCAUUCAGACGUUUGGCCAGUCAAGGUGAUAAGUUGUCAAAGGAUGGAUUUAUUGAGGCACUGCAAGAUGUCGAAAUUGAUUGCACUCCAGAAGAGGCAGAUGAAAUUUUUACCGCCUUUGACACUGAAGGAACUGGACAUGUUGACACGAAGGAGUUCUUGUUUCAGCUCAGACUGAUGAGUUUGGCACGAGAAGCACUCGUUCACAGAUGUUUUAAGAAAACUGACAGAGACAAUGAUGAUGUUAUCACAGUUGACGAUCUAAGACGAUCAUAUUCCGUCAAACAUCACCCGUUGUACGUGAAUGGUGACGAGGACAAGGAAACCAUAAUGAAGCGAUUUUUGGCUACAUUCGAGGAGGGAGGAGAUCUUCGGGCUGAGAUUACUAUCGAAGAAUUUCUCAAUUACUAUGCCGGAAUAAGCGCCACCAUUGAGGAGGAUGGAUAUUUCGAUCUGUUGCUCAGAGAGGAGUACAAUCUUUAAAUGCUUAAACAUUUCGAAUUUAAUAUUUAUAAUUGUUUGUAAAAUCAAAGAGUGUAGAUGGCUCGUUUAACUCAUUGUAACUGGCACUGUCUGCGAUAUUUUUAACGGAAACUCACACUUGUUUGCAACCAAAGAGUGUAGCUUGCUUUUUUAACUCAGUGUAAACUGGCGCUACCAGUCUUGUAGUAAAAUCAUCACAAAUAAAUUUUAGCUCACAUUU
This is a messenger RNA of Bradysia coprophila, 1040 nucleotides long. RefSeq names its product calcyphosin-like. Gene Ontology annotation, molecular function: calcium ion binding. The record is from RefSeq and is a predicted model, not a curated record. Lineage: Eukaryota; Metazoa; Arthropoda; Insecta; Diptera; Sciaridae.